ACAUAACCGAUCACUUAUAUUAUUAUAUUUGUCAGUGUUACGCUUGAAAAGUCGUUUCAACUGGCUUGAAAGCGCUAGAAGAGACUUUUAUUUUGUCGAGUUGUUUUUCCGAGUACUCAGCCGUUUACCUUGCUUCUAAAGAGCAGCAUAACUGGGUAAGCAGUGCUUUGUCAGAACAUUUUCAAGACAUCUGCACGAAUAAAAUGGCCAAUCCGCUGAAGAGUGAGGUAGUGCGCUUGUAUAAAACGCUCCUUUUUCUUGGCCGGGAGUAUCCAAAAGGAACCGAUUAUUUCAGAGAUCGCCUGAGGGCUGCCUUCACCAAAAACAGGGACGUGAAAGACCCAGAGGAAAUCAGGCAGCUCCUGAGCCGCGGAGAGUAUGUUGUGAAGGAGCUGGAGGCUUUAUAUUACCUGAGGAAGUACAGAGCCAUGAAGAAGCGCUACUACGACGCAGAGUAACUCAUGGAAAACUCUGGUGCAGCGUUUCCUAGACUCGUCCUCAGGGCCACCGAGCGGCCACAUUUUCCUUCAUCCCUGAGUUGGUUCCCAGCGUCAGUCCAAGAGACUUCCUCAUACUCUGCACACUUUUGGUCCAGCACAUGAGGAGUCCCCAGGACUGGAGUUGGGACCCUCUACCUUCAAAGCGAAGUCAGCUGACUUAAAAAAAAAAUCUACGUAAUUGAAUGGCUGAGAUGUAAUCAAAGUCCCUCUGAAUGGUUUGAUGUGAAAUGCCCCGACUUGCCGAGUUUUGUUAGAAUUGUUCGCAGUGGAGGUGAUGAGAACCAGAUGUCUGAAGAGUUUAAUGUCCCUGAAAGCUCCCCCACAGAAAGGUAUAACAGAAAAUGCUUAGAGACACAGUAUUCACUCGUCUGCCUUCACACGCAUAUGAAAUUGAGUGACACCCCAUUCUUAAUCCAUAGGGUUUAAUAUGAUGUCAGGCCACCCUUUGCAGCUAUGACAGUUUCAAAUCUUCUGGG
Molecule: messenger RNA, 976 nt
Organism: Pygocentrus nattereri (red-bellied piranha)
Lineage: Eukaryota; Metazoa; Chordata; Actinopteri; Characiformes; Serrasalmidae
Gene: lyrm5b
Product: LYR motif containing 5b
Exons: 3
Coding region: 204-458 (84 amino acids)
Biological process (GO): respiratory electron transport chain
Cellular component (GO): mitochondrion
Source: RefSeq, a predicted model, not a curated record